Nematolebias whitei (Rio pearlfish) is the source of this 662-nucleotide messenger RNA. It is a transcript of the gene atp6v1ab, whose product is annotated as ATPase H+ transporting V1 subunit Ab. Gene Ontology annotation, biological process: ATP metabolic process; proton transmembrane transport. The record is from RefSeq and is a predicted model, not a curated record. Gene Ontology annotation, cellular component: lysosomal membrane. Lineage: Eukaryota; Metazoa; Chordata; Actinopteri; Cyprinodontiformes; Rivulidae. Gene Ontology annotation, molecular function: proton-transporting ATPase activity, rotational mechanism; ATP binding.
GACCCGGUGAAGGACGGCGAGGCCAAGAUAAAGUCCGAGUACACUCAGCUGUUGGAGGACAUGCAGAACUCCUUCCGCACCCUGGAGGAGUAGUCACACCCACCCAGCCUCUCCACAGUCCAUCUCUUGACCCCAUCCUCCGCUGCAGAGCUCAUUCCACCUCUGUAUUCCCAGACCUUCGUGCAGUGGCCCCGCCCCUUGUGAUCCUUUGUGGUUGAUUGUGUGUAAAACCUAACGUGGAGGGAAAAAAGAGACAGAUGUACUGUAUUCAUUAUUAUUUGCUGCCUCACAUUCUGGAUCCUCUGCAUGGUCAUGGUCACUGAUUGUGUGCGCGUGAUGAUUUAAAAGCGAGCGUGACGGCCGGAUCUCAUCACCUCGUUUCCUUUUUUCCCCCUCUGUUUACAUGAUUUCUGCGUGUAGCCGUGGUUUGCUCUUCGCGACGAGUUGUGUUGUAAUUCACCGACCAUCUGUACAGAAGAAUAUAAAUUUAAUAAGAUCAGUCUAUUUAUUGCCAGUGUUUUGAUGUAGAGGCUUCCUUUUUGUUUUAAUGGUUGUAUUUCAGCAGUGUUGUGUACCAUUGCUGUGUGAAUGUGUAAGAGUCAGACUCUGCUGUCCAACUGUUUCAUUAUGUUACUCUGAAAGAAUUAAAACACUGCAAAAAA